AUGUCAAUAUCACCGAUUUUAACAUUCAAGGCAGGGCUAUGCGACUUCGAUACCAGCUCCUCGCCUGCAAAAGUCAAACCUCUCCCAACUCCGGGCUACCUUUACCUCUAUGCCGAAGAUGAACUGUUGCACCUGUGUUGGCGCCCGAGAGACGCUCCAUCGGACGAACCACAGCUCGACUUGUUGAUGCUCCCCACGGACGGCUCCUUCACGCCUUACCACCCAACAAGCGCUGCGAAUCCGUCAAAUACCAAGAAAGCCACCAAUGGCAGAAUAUAUGUCCUCAAGUUCACCUCGAGUUCUCAGAGAUAUCUCUUCUGGCUGCAGUCCCGAAGUCAGCACCCUCAGGGCGACCCGUCAUGGUUCAGCGCCCGAGAUUUGAAGCUCGGCCAGAUCGUGAACAAUCUGCUACAGGGCGAAGAGGUCGACGUGGAAGCACAGAUGGCUAGCAUUCCGAGGGACCAGAAUAACCCGGACGACGACGACGAGCCCAUGGAAGACGUCGAAGGCACAAAUCACGACCGCAAUCGUCGUCCGUCCCAUGGCGGUGGUGGAGCUGGUCCCGAUGCCACUGGCGGGGACAUUCGUGAGGAAGGCGAACCUUCGAGAGAAGGUGGUGCCGAUGGCGGAAGAGCGGCGGCAGCUAGUGGAGAUGCAAGCUCUCUGGUCCAAAACUUUCUACGUGCCAUGCAAGAACGCAAUCAGGGCGCGGGCGGGGGCGGCCAGCCACAGGAGCAGCUAUACACCACUCUCGCGGACUUGCUUACACCGGCCUCAACGAUACCUCUGUUGAACGCGGCUGAUGACGGACUGAUCGGUCGGCUAUGUGAAUGUCUGCCCCCGCAGCUAGUAGCUACGGCACAGGACUCGGUGGAUACAUCGGCUUUGCAAAAUCCCAAUUCGAGCGCUGAGGAGAAACAGGCUGCGCAACGAGCCCUGACCGGCGCCAGAAAGGACAUGCUACGAAGAGUUUUGCAUUCGCCGCAGUUCUCACAAAGCUUGGCCAGCCUGACGGUUGCACUGCGAGAAGGUGGUCUUCCUAUCAUUGCCGAAACGAUUAAAAUCCCGGUUCGAAACGGUGGAUAUCUUAGACAUGGCGGCGUCCCUAUGGGCGGCGGCGAAGCUGUCGAGGCUUUCGUGGAGGGCGUCCGAAAGGAUGUCGAGGACAAGCUAGCGAAGGGAGACGACGCCGCGGGUGAUCGGAUGGAGAACGACUAA
Molecule: messenger RNA, 1218 nt
Organism: Cladophialophora yegresii CBS 114405
Lineage: Eukaryota; Fungi; Ascomycota; Eurotiomycetes; Chaetothyriales; Herpotrichiellaceae
Exons: 3
Coding region: 1-1218 (405 amino acids)
Biological process (GO): ubiquitin-dependent protein catabolic process
Cellular component (GO): proteasome regulatory particle, lid subcomplex; nucleus; cytoplasm
Molecular function (GO): proteasome binding; endopeptidase activator activity; ubiquitin binding
Source: RefSeq, a predicted model, not a curated record